AUGGCUGGCCGCGCAAAUGGGGCCGGCAAUGCCAACGGUGCCCAGUACACCGUCACCCGGUUGAGUCGCUGGUCUGUCGCAGAUAAGCAGCUCCCUCCUGUGGAUAAGAUUAAGGCUCUGCAUGUUUACGAUUUUGACAAUACACUCUUCAACAGCCCCUUGCCCAAUCCGAAGUUAUGGAACGGACCGACAAUUGGUUUUUUGCAGACCCAGGAUACGUUUGCGGGUGGCGGAUGGUGGCACGAUGCCAGAAUCCUCGCGGCCACUGGUGAGGGUAUUGAAAAGGAAGAGCCUCGUGCAUGGGAUGGCUGGUGGAAUGAGCGGAUCGUUGAGCUUAUCAGGCUUAGCAUGGAGCAAAAAGAUGCCCUGACGGUCCUUCUGACCGGCCGCUCUGAACAUGGCUUCGCAGAAUUGAUCAAGAGGAUGGUUGGAAGCAAGAAACUCGAUAUGGACUUGAUCACCCUAAAACCUCUGAUCGGACCGGACCAUGAGCGUUUCUCGAACACAAUGGGUUUUAAACAGGCAUUUCUGCAAAACCUCAUGGAGACGUACAAAUACGCCGACGAAAUUAGGGUUUAUGAGGAUCGGGUUCGCCACGUCAAAAUGUUCAGAGACUUCUUCACGGAAUAUAACAGGCGGCAGAACGGCAUUGGAGGAUCACCGACUCGGGGACCACUCCUUGCCGAAGUCGUCCAAGUUGCAGAUGGUGCUACCCAGCUUGAUCCUAUUGUAGAAACUGCUGAGCUGCAGCGCUUGAUCAAUGAUCACAACGCAAUGGUUACCAAGGCCCGGCGAGGCACACGUCUUCAAAUCAAGAAGACAGUUUUCUAUACUGGAUAUUUGAUCGAACCCACUGACACCCAGAAGCUACUUACACUAGCUCAGCUCCCACCAACCAUGCCAGAUAACGAGAUGAAAUUUCUUGCAAACAAUGUCCUCAUCACCCCUCGACCUUGCCCGGACAGCAUAUUAGAGAAAGUCGGUGGCAUGGGCAGUAAAACAACCUGGGAGGUAACUGGUACGGCUGUUUUCGAAAACAAGAUCUGGGCAGCGUCUGUCCGAACUGUCCCAGAGUCCAAGAAGUGCUAUACGGAAAACCCCGAACCAAUCGUGGUCCUCGCUCUACGAAAGGGUGCUCGGCCCAUCGACGCAGGUAAGAUCCAGAAUUGGCAGCCUGUCCCAUCAGAGAAACAAUUUGUGUUUGAGAGUACGGUGGGUGAGAAGGUCUUGCUUCGUAUCGAAGAAGAGAAUCUCACCGAGAACGAGUACGAGAGCUUAUUUCCCAAUAAGGCUUUGAAGCGCAAGCAUGAUGAUGAAGGGAGGUCAUCCGGUGGCUUUUAUGGCAAUGGACAGGGCCAAGGAGGUGGCAGAGGCGGGUCCUACCAGAAAGAGAAUUAUGGCGGCCGAGGAGGAAGGGGAAAUCAUCGUGGUAAUGGGCCUCAACGAGGUGGCCAUCGGGGCAACAACCGUGGCGGUGGACGAGGCAGAGGCCGUGGAGGCGGUUAUGGCUACCGGUCGCUCGACGAUGUGGGCGAAAAGCCCAGUGGCACAGGCACCCCGCCCUAUAAUGCUGCCGUGGCAUACGAGGAUUUCCCCCCGCUUCAGAAGCAGUAUCAGACGCCUCAGCAACUGGUUCAGCAGCAGUUUCAGCAGUAUGAACAGUAUCAGCAAUCGAUGCAGACGAAAGGCGGUAAUAAUAACGGAGGCGGAAAACAGGGUGGCGGAGAGUUGCAAUACUCUUGA
Messenger RNA from Venustampulla echinocandica, 1743 nucleotides. RefSeq lists its product as uncharacterized. Gene Ontology annotation, molecular function: rRNA methyltransferase activity; RNA binding; histone H2AQ104 methyltransferase activity. Lineage: Eukaryota; Fungi; Ascomycota; Leotiomycetes; Helotiales; Pleuroascaceae. The coding region runs from base 1 to 1743 and encodes 580 amino acids. The record is from RefSeq and is a predicted model, not a curated record. Gene Ontology annotation, biological process: box C/D sno(s)RNA 3'-end processing; rRNA methylation. The transcript is spliced from 3 exons. Gene Ontology annotation, cellular component: box C/D methylation guide snoRNP complex; small-subunit processome.